UUGAUACUCUGACAACAAUGCGCGUCUUAUAAUCACAUAAAAUACUUUGAUGGACAUAAAUAUUCACGAUAUAAAUUUGUAAAUUAUGUAAUGUACAUAUUUGUAGUGGUUUGUGCACACACUAUUUCAAGACUUAAGUCCAUAGCGAUUGCGAAUAUCCAGUACUCAAUAGUCGUUAGAUCCCUCGCUAUCCACAGCUCACUCGUAAGAGGUUAGGUAAUGAACUAUUGCCUUUAGUUCAUGCUUAUAAGGUAGUAUUAUAAGAAUUCUGGUUGUUUAAAGGAUUUAUUUAAACGUCAAAAUCUGCCUGUUUGACAAAGUGUUAACACACAACUGAUUAUAAUCAAUCGCAUCAAUAAUGUUCAAAAAAGAGUUCCGAAUUAAAUCGAGUACUCCACUAAAAGGCGCCGAUCAAAAGAAACUGAAAUCAACAAUUUGCAAAUGUUUUAACUUAACCAAUGAAACGCUGGAUGAAUUUUUAAAUCAUAAGCAAUUGUCACUGUUGAAAGUUAUUACCUAUACUAAUGACAUAAUCAAAAUUUAUUGUGCUCAAGAAGUUGCGUUAGUUUUCGAUCAUAAAGGAAAAUAUUAUCCUACAUUAUUUAUGGUUUGGUCAUUUCCUCACAUUGUCCCCAGAUUAAUAUUACACGAGGAUUUGAAAUCCAAAAUCAAUGAUUCAGCCCAACUAAGUAUAAAAGAUAUAACUUCUAUAAAUAAUGAUCAUCUACUAAUUCAGUUGCCUGUUGAUCAGUGUGUGAGUAUAUGUACCAACUCUUGUGAAAAAAUUAUUGCUAUUGGAUACUUGAUCAUUGAUGGCAAUACUAUAAAAGACCAUGAAAAAAACAAAGAUAUAUGUUUGAAAGUAUUACAUUUCCACAAAGAUGAACUUUUCAAAUCCAACAUGAUAAACAUUAUCCCUGAUGUAAUUUUGAUGAUGGAGCGUUCUUUUAAAAAUGCUCCUGAAGUAAAAGAUGAUUUACCUAAUCAGUUAGAAGAAAACCAAACUGUUAUUGAAAAAAUGGAUGAAUUGCUAAUGACGUGUUCUUUAAAAGCAUUAAAAUAUUGUAUUAAAAAAGAAAUGUUGCCAAUUUUAGCUAGUACAUUUUAUAAGAAAUAUGUUAUGUCAUUUUGUCCUGAAGGAAUAGAACUUGAUAUUAAAAAAACUAGUUUCAAAAAGUUAUCGACAUUUUUACAGUUAUUGGAUGUAGAACAUAUAAUCAAAUUUAAUGUUGGUAGUAAUGGUAUUGCUGAAAUAACCCAGGUAAAUCAUAGUAAUAGCAAAUUUCAAGAAAUAAAUAUGGAAGAAAAUCCUGAAUUGAAAGAAAAUAAUGAUCAAUAUACAACUCCAGUAAAAGAAAUUUAUAUAGUGACACCAGGAUUACAACCUAUAUUCUCUGAAUUUCUUUGUCGGAAAGGAGAUGAGUUACCAUUAUCAUCUAUUCGAAGAUAUGUUACAGAGUAUAUUAAAAAAUAUGAAUUGCAAGAUAAAGCGGAUCCUUCGAUAGUGAAUACAAAUGAUGUCUUAAAAAAAAUACUAUCACAAAGAAAAGAUAAAUCUUCAAUAACCUUUAAAGACUUAAUUGAAGAAGUGACAAAACUAAUGCAUCGGACUGAAAUAUCAGUCUUAAAUACAGAUACCAAAAAAAAUUUAAAGAAAAAAAUUAAUAAUAUCGAAAUGACUGUCAAUAAUCGAAGUGGAAACAAAAAGGUAACUCUAGUUAAUAAUUUAGAGCUAUAUGGUGUCGAUGUUUUAAAAUUUAGUAAAGAAUGUCAACAUGGUGUAGCUGCCAGUACAACUAUCAAUGAUAUUCCAAAUGCACAAAAUAGACAAGUCCAAAUUCAAGGCUCCCAAGUUCCUUUUGUGUAUAAAUUAUUAACAGAUCAAUAUAAAAUUCCUGUCAAAUUUAUAAGAGGACAUGAAACUUAUAUCAAGAAACAAAAAAAAUAGUUUUUUUUUUUGAAUUUAAUAAAAAAAAAAAAUGAAAAAAAUUGAUUUCUUUUAUUCUUCUAAAGCUAUAAAAUAAUGUAUUAACUACUGUAUUUAAAUUUAUAUUAUUAUUAUGAUCUCUUUAAUUCUUAUGAAUUGAUAAGAUAUAAGAAUAGAAAUAUUUUAUUUUUAAUGAUUAUAUAAAUUUAUUGCUGAAUGAUCUUUCAUUUAUAUUUUAAUAUUAGUAUUUUCAAAAAUAAUCAAAUUCCCUAUAUAUAUUAAGUGCAAAUCAUUAAAAUUUUUCUUUUUAUAAAAAUUAUUAAUUAUUACUAUAGUUAUUUUCCUAACACAUAACACUAAAGUUUACUAAUUCCAGUGGCGUAAUUAUAGGGGGGAUAUAUCCCACCCCAGACGCUUUGUUUUAAAGAAUAACCAUAAUUAAAUUACCAUAAGCACUUAGCUUUAAAAGAUUUUAAAAUAAGAAAUAAGAAUAUGGAUAUUAUCAAAGUUGAGAUUUUUUUUUAUUUUACUAAUUUAAAACUACGAUAGCUCAACAAUUACAAUAUGUAUAUGAUAAGAAAAUUGUAUAGCUCUUAGUUAAAAGAUAACACUGAUAAAAUCUACAACGUACAACUUGUUAUUAUUUUUAACUAAAACUUUUUACAAAAAUAAAUCAUAUGAACGUAGUAUAGACUAGUAAUGAAUGAAAACAUAAUAUUAUUUAUUCUGUAGUAUAAAGUAUUAACUAUUUUUCGAAUAUUAUAUUACUAUAAACCACAGACUAAGAUAUCUUAAUCUGUGCUGUAAACCUUGAGCAACAGUACAACACCAAUAUCUAUUAUAAUUACUAUAAUAAAACGAGUAAUAAUUAUGAACUUUUAAUAACUUAAAUACUUAAUAGGAAAGCUUGAAUGGACUUAUGAUGAUUAUAGCAUCAGGAACAUUAAGUUGAACCCCGUUACGUACUGGAUAUUUUUUUUGAAAAAAACAAAAAGGAAAAUUGACUUGAUAUUAUAAUUUAAGAAAAAUAUAUUUAAUUUAAUUUAA
This is a messenger RNA of Rhopalosiphum padi (bird cherry-oat aphid), 2974 nucleotides long. RefSeq names its product eukaryotic translation initiation factor 2D (gene eIF2D). Lineage: Eukaryota; Metazoa; Arthropoda; Insecta; Hemiptera; Aphididae. The record is from RefSeq and is a predicted model, not a curated record. The transcript has 7 exons. The coding region runs from base 359 to 1948 and encodes 529 amino acids. Gene Ontology annotation, molecular function: translation initiation factor activity. Gene Ontology annotation, biological process: translational initiation; formation of translation preinitiation complex.